AUGGAGACUCUGCCAAACGUCCUCAGUCCUACGGGAUUGCCAACACCAAAGCGACACGUCACUACACACGAUGCCAGUGGCCGUAGUGUCUUUGCGAAUGAGAUUGAUCCAACGGCUGUGUACCAACGCCUGACACCGACAAUGGACUUUUUUCUCGCCUACGCCAAUACGACUUUCCCAGCCGAGAUGAAUGCGGACUUGGACAUUGCCAGGUACAAGGAGCUUUUCACAGGCCCACAGCCCCCAAUCUCCAUACCGGGCGGAACGGUGCUGCGCGUCUGCAACUUCGCGCCGGGCUCCGUCACGCCCAUGCACCGAACGCUGAGCCUCGACUACGGAAUUGUUAUUGCUGGAAAUGUUGAAUUAGUGCUGGACUCGGGAGAGACCAAGCUACUCAAUCCCGGUGAUAUUGCCGUGCAGCGCGGAACCAUGCACGCGUGGCGUGUACCCCAUGGGGAAACGUGGUCAAGGAUGGUCUUUAUUCUACAGGAAGGAAACGCGCUGGAAAUUGACGGUCAGGCAUUAGAAGAGGACUACGGGGGCUUGAGUUUGGAGUCAGGAAAAUAG
Messenger RNA from Beauveria bassiana ARSEF 2860, 567 nucleotides. RefSeq names its product cupin domain protein. The transcript has a single exon. The record is from RefSeq and is a predicted model, not a curated record. Lineage: Eukaryota; Fungi; Ascomycota; Sordariomycetes; Hypocreales; Cordycipitaceae. The coding region runs from base 1 to 567 and encodes 188 amino acids.